UUAGACCAGACCAUAGAAGAAUCAGAUCAAACCGGAUGAAGUGAGCCCAUCCUAAUUUGGCGGCAGCAAAAGUGAACACGAAGACCCGGGGGCGCAUCAUCCACAUUCCAGGAGAAAGACCCAGAUAGAACACGGGUGAAAAUGGUGGUAAUCGCACCUCCCACUUCUCUUUCUCUCUCUUCGUGUAAAUGCCGCCCUUCUUUCAAUCCUCCUACACUUUCCAAGCUCCUGUUCCCCAAACCAAAACCAUUUACAAUUGUGGCAAUGAGUGAUGACCCAGUUCUUGAGUGGAUUCUCACUGAAGGGAAAGCAAAACAGAUUAGUAAAUCAAGUCCUGUUGGUGGUGGUUGCAUCAAUCUUGCCACCCGUUACGACACCGAUGUCGGUCCUUUCUUUGUUAAAACUAACAGGAGUAUUGGCCAAUCCAUGUUUGAAGGGGAAGCUCUUGGUUUAAGACUUAUGUUUGAAACCAAUACAAUUCGCGUCCCCAAGCCAUAUAAGGUUGGAUCUUUACCGCGAGGUGGCUCUUACAUCAUCAUGGAAUUCGUAGAAUUUGGAGCAGCUAGAAGUGGCCAGCCAGCUUUAGGGAAAAAGCUUGCAGAAAUGCAUAAAGCUGGGAAAUCUGACAGAGGCUUUGGCUUUGAAGUUGAUAAUACUAUCGGGAGUACCCCACAGAUUAAUACCUGGACAUCAGAUUGGAUUGAGUUUUAUGGAAAGCAUAGACUGGGCUACCAACUUAAAUUGGCUCGAGAUCAGUUUGGAGAUUCUUCUAUCUACGAAAAAGGACAAAAGUUGGCAAAGAACCUGGCACCACUGUUUGAGAAUGUUGUGAUUGAGCCAUGUUUGCUGCAUGGAGAUCUAUGGAGUGGGAAUGUAACCUAUGACAAGAAUGGAGAACCUGUUAUUCUUGAUCCAGCAUGCUAUUAUGGACAUAAUGAAGCAGAAUUUGGAAUGUCAUGGUGUGCUGGCUUCGGUUCAUCAUUUUACAACGCCUAUUUUGAGGUGAUGCCCCAACAACCAGGAUUCGAGAAACGAAGAGACCUUUACAUGUUGUAUCACUACCUUAAUCACUAUAAUCUUUUUGGCUCAAGUUAUCGUUCAUCUGCCGUCUCUAUAAUCGAAGAUUAUUUGCAGAUGCUAAAGAUUUAGACUCAGUUUUACCUGAUGUAUAUUUCCUGUAAAUGAUUUUUAAUUUGAAUGUAUCAGAUUAUCAGCAAAUAUUCUGUAUCCUCUGACAAUGUAUCACUCUUAGAUUAAAACUAAUGUAUAAGGAAUACUAUAGAGUAUGUAUUAUCAGAAUAAUGUUCGAAUAAUUAAAUUAUUCGUGUUAAUGAUUUAUGCUUGUAUUUACUUUUUAAUAAUAA
Spinacia oleracea (spinach) is the source of this 1364-nucleotide messenger RNA. RefSeq names its product protein-ribulosamine 3-kinase, chloroplastic. Bases 142 to 1149 code for a protein of 335 amino acids. The record is from RefSeq and is a predicted model, not a curated record. The transcript has 9 exons. NCBI's taxonomy places the organism in Eukaryota, Viridiplantae, Streptophyta, Magnoliopsida, Caryophyllales, Amaranthaceae.